This is a messenger RNA of Aspergillus bombycis, 1023 nucleotides long. RefSeq names its product WD40 repeat domain-containing protein. NCBI's taxonomy places the organism in Eukaryota, Fungi, Ascomycota, Eurotiomycetes, Eurotiales, Aspergillaceae. Gene Ontology annotation, cellular component: SMN complex. Gene Ontology annotation, biological process: spliceosomal snRNP assembly. The record is from RefSeq and is a predicted model, not a curated record. Gene Ontology annotation, molecular function: RNA binding; protein binding. Bases 1 to 1023 code for a protein of 340 amino acids. The transcript has 6 exons.
AUGGCGUCAGACCUCACAAAAGUGGUCCCCUUGACCUGCCACGGACACUCUCGUCCCGUGCCGCAUAUCGACUUUUCUUCCACAGUAGAAGAUGACCAGUAUUAUCUUAUAUCCGCUUGCAAGGACAACAACCCAAUGCUCCGGGACGGUAUCACCGGUGAUUGGAUUGGAACCUUCCUCGGCCACAAAGGCGCAGUCUGGCAAGCCAGACUCUCAACAGACGCCACCAUAGCUGCAACAGCUGCGGCCGAUUUCUCCGCAAAGGUCUGGGACACGCAUACAGGCGAAUGUCUCCACACGCUGCAGCAUUCCCACAUCGUCCGGGCAGUUGCAUUUCCCAUGCAGCCAUCUCCCCAGGUUCUUGCCACAGGCGGCUUUGAAAAGAAGCUCCGCAUCUUCGACCUAUCCCGCAGCAACAGUGGUAGCAACUCAUCCUCGCCGACCUUCCCCGCAUCAACGGGGGAAAAUGGUACCGGAGUAACCAGCUAUGAGAUCGGCCCGGGCGUCCAUGGUGGAACCAUUAAGUCCAUCGUCUGGAACCAGGAUUAUAAUAUCCUCACGACAGCUGCGGAAGAUCGGAAGAUCAGAUGGUGGGAUUUGCGCUCUCGUCACCCUGUCAUUGAGUACACCGUUGAGGGUACCAUCGGUAGCUGCGAAUUGAACACCCUGGCCGUCCGCCCCAAUGACCCCGGCAUCCUUACUGUCGCUGCAGGCAAAUCUGUCUAUCUAUUUGAUGGCUCGAGCCCUGGCCGUCUGCUCAAGAAGACCGACUUCAGGUACGAGGUCGCUAGCGCCGCCGUCAACAAUGAAACUGGCCGUCUGGUGACCGGAAGUGCAGACGACACUUGGGCACGAGUUUAUGAUCUCCGGACGGAUGAAGAGCUGGAAGUCCAAAAAGGACACCACGGCCCAAUCUGGUCUGUCAGUUUCUCACCCGACGGUAAACUCUACGGCACAGGAAGCGAGGAUGGCACGAUAAAAUUGUGGAAGGCAUGCAGAGAGCCAUACGGUUUAUGGCGGUGA